GCUCUCUCUGUGUGUUCGCAGGCGUUGUCCUAGUGUUUUUCCCCUUUCGGGGAGGCUCGGUUUUCAGGCGGAGUUUGGUUCCGUCCCAGUUGUUCUGCCAUUUCUCUCUGCCAGCCUGCAGUCUGAAAUCAGUCCUCAGUUCGACUUUUGCCGAGGGGAGUGAGCGCGAUCCUGGGCUAAUUGAGGGGGAAAUCUGGCGAGGGAUUUCUCCGUGUGUGUUCCUGGCCCAGCCGCUUUAACGGGAAUCUUCAGCUUCCUGGAAUUAAUUCAAUCCCUUCAAUGAACCGCCUGCGUUAGGUGUAGAGAAUGGCUCACGAGUUUGACCCAGUGUUAAGCCUGGACCCUGAGUCCCAUCCUCAUCUGGACGACCUCCCGAUGUACGCGGACGAAGUGGAUCACGUCGAAUGGGAAGAGACGGCAGACGAGCUGCCAAGUCGUUAUCUCCUGGUCUACAAUAUCAAACCCUUCAAGGAGCGGAAACGGCGAGUGUUUUUACAGGGGGUGCCAGUGACCGUCCAGGUGGAAGGCAUCGAACGCCAUUUGCGCGGGUUUAAGGUUCGGCCCAGCACAGUCUACAUGAUGAGGGUAACGCACGGAGACUUCACUUGGACCCUGAAGAAGAAAUUCAAACAUUUUGAAGAGUUGCAUCGCGACCUGAUGAGGCACCGGUUCAAAGUCCGGGUCAUCCAGCAACCAUUAGCCAGGUUGGCAGCAGCUCCGGGGCAGAGGCGAGAGCUUGGCAGCGCCAUGUCGAUGCCCGCCCUGCCCCACCAGCCGGAGUGGGCCUCCAUGAGACAAGCUUCGAGCAAGCAGAAACGUCUGGAGGAAUACCUGAACACAAUGCUUGAGAAAUCCUUCUACAGAAACUAUCACGCAAUGAUGGCCUUCCUGGAUGUUAGUGAGCUGUCCUUCAUUCCAGAUUUGGGGCCCAAAGGCCUGGAGGCGAUGAUUGUGAAGCGAUCUGGGGGUCACCGAAUUCCUGGUCUAAACUGCUGUGGGCGACAUAAAAUCUGCUAUCAGUGGUCAAAGAGGUGGAUUGUCAUAAAAGAUUCUUUCCUUCUGUACAUGAGGCCUUCGAACGGGAUCAUCUCCUUUGUGCUUCUGUUUGACAAGGGGUUCAACGUCCAAGUUGGUAGCAAGGAAACAGGCACGAAAUAUGGAGUGAUGAUUGAAAAUCUGUCCAGGACUCUGAUCAUUAAAUGCAGCAGCUAUAGGCAGGCCUGUUGGUGGAAACAGGAGAUAACUAAUCUGGCUGAGAGACACGCCCAGGAUUUCCUCACCGAGCACCGCUUUGACUCCUUUGUCCCCGCUCGACACGACAUCCAGACGCGAUGGUUUGUGAAUGGCAGUGAAUACUUCUCUGCUGUCGCUGAUGCUUUGGAGCAAGCCAAGGAAGACAUUUUCAUUGCGGAUUGGUGGCUGAGUCCUGAGAUCCACCUCAAGAGACCUGCCAGGAGCAACUACUGGAGACUGGACAGGCUUCUGAAGCGUAAGGCAGAACAGGGUGUGAAGAUAUUUGUGCUGUUGUAUAAAGAGGUGGAACUUGCCUUGGGCAUUAACAGCGGGUACAGCAAGCGAACACUGACAGCGCUGCACUCAAAUAUCACGGUGAUGAGGCACCCAGAUCAUGUCUCCUCAACAGUGUUGCUCUGGGCCCACCAUGAGAAACUGGUCAUCGUCGAUCAAUCGUUGGCCUUCCUGGGAGGGUUGGACCUGGCCUACGGCAGGUGGGAUGACCAGGACUAUCGCCUGACCGACCUGGAAGCUCCCCGAUCUCAGCCGGUUUGUAAUCACAGUGAAGAGGAGCAUCGUGAGGAACCUGUGGAGGAGAAGGGAAUACCACUCGAGGAGGUGAAGGAAUGGCGUUCUCGCUGCCGGUCAGACUCAACAGACUGUAAUGCGGCUGGGCAAUUCUGGCUUGGAAAAGACUAUUGUAACUUCAUUCAGAAGGACUGGGUUGAGCUGGACAAGCCUUUCGAAGACUUCAUUGACCGAAGUGUGACCCCCCGUAUGCCGUGGCGUGAUAUCGGUGUGGUUGUCCAUGGUGGGGCAGCACGGGACGUGGCAAGGCAUUUCAUACAGCGAUGGAACUUCACCAAGACCGUGAAGCCAAAGUACAAACCUUCCUGCUUCCCUUACCUGCUGCCGAAAUCUCACACCACAGCCGACAAUCUUCCAUUCCUCAUCCCGGGCUGUGUCCCAGCUAACGUUCAGGUUCUCCGGUCAGUGGAAUGCUGGUCCGCAGGUUCCAGUGAAAACUCCAUCUACAACGCGUACUUAGAUGUGAUUCGUGACAGUCAGUAUUUCAUAUACAUUGAGAAUCAGUUCUUCAUCACCUGUGCUGAUGAUCGCAGUGUCUACAACCAGAUUGGAGAUGUUAUCGUGGAGCGAAUCCUCAAAGCCCACAGUGCAAAGAGGACAUAUCGUGUGUACAUUGUCAUUCCGCUGUUACCCGGCUUCCAGGGAGAUAUGUCUACCGGAGGUGGGAAUUCCAUUCAGACUAUCCUGCACUUCACAUUCAGGUCCAUGUGCAGAGGUGAAUACUCCAUAGUUGAACGGUUAAAAAGACAGAUGGGGGAUGAGUGGGUGAACUACAUCUCGUUCAGUGGACUGAGGACUCACGGAGAACUCAACAACAGCCCAGUGUCGGAGCUCAUUUAUAUCCACAGUAAGAUGCUGAUUGCUGAUGAUCGGCAAGUCAUCAUCGGUUCAGCAAACAUCAACGACCGAAGUUUGUUGGGGAAACGGGACAGUGAGAUGGCUGUUCUUGUGGAAGACGCUGAGAUGGAGGCAUCUGUAAUGGAUGGUGAAGAAUACCAAGCUGGAAGGUUCGCCCGUCACCUUCGACUUCAGUGUUUCAAAGUACACCUUGGCCUGAGCGAUGCCCAGAUCGCUGAGGUUGAAGAUCCUGUCAGUGACCGAUGUUUCCAGGAGAUCUGGAAUGCGACAGCUACCACCAAUGCAGCCAUUUAUGACCAGGUUUUUAAGUGUCUCCCCUCGAAUUCUGCUCCAAGCCUGGUGGAGCUGCGAGAGUUUGUGUCUGCGCCCAGCCUCCUGACCCAGGAUCCUGAGAAAGUCCAUGAGAAGCUGAGAGGUAUCCGUGGCUACCUUGUUCAGUUUCCCCUCUAUUUCCUGUGCGAGGAGUAUCUCCUUCCCCCGCUCAACAGUAAAGAAAGGAUGGUUCCAUUAGAGGUUUGGACUUGAUGAGGGUGGGAUGGUGUUUGGUUCUUGCUCCUGAGGAUUCAGGCUGGGACCUAUGGACCAAUCCUCACUCACUCCCUUGUGAAUCUGAGCUUCGUGUUUCUAAGGGCCCAUUGUUGGUGGCCAAAUGAAAGAUUACCCACCUGGAGGGAGUGGACAAUAGAGUCAGUUUCAAGACGACCGAUGGGAAUGAGUGACCGGAAAGGCUCCCUGCUGAGGAAUUGAGAGAUCUUUCAGCUCACUUUUGGCAGCUUCUAAAAACCAGCUUUUGGAAAAUCCUCAAUGUUGAUGCGACGGGGCAAGGUUUUACAAAGUUUCAGCACAUCAGUCCGCACAGCACUAAGAGGUCAAUUCAACCCAGAAGGCUUUGAACCACAAGGUGAUAGACUUUGUUCCUUUUGACGUCAUCUCUGUUUCUGUUUGGUAUUGCUUUUUGUAGUCAUUUUUAUAACCUGCUGAUGUAAUUUUUAAAGAACUCCUUCAAUGGAAUCGCGCGGUGGAGGAGGACGAUUGCACAACCCCUGGAGAUCAGCACACCACUCAGAUAGUUUCACCAAACGCAUCACUUCCAGAUAGAAUGGACUUUGGGCAUCAAACUUUGGAUCUUUGCCAACUCUGGCAUGAUUUCCCAAGGGUGGUUAGAUUAUUAAAGCCUGUUGUUUUCCAACUCCUGUUGUGUGGACGGUCUUUCUGAGAGGACAUUGCAGUCUCCACUCUCCACAGUGUCAAAGGACUCAAAUAGUUCCUCAGCAGUGAGAGCAGGGAAACACAUUUGUAAUCGAAACGGCACAGCGUCUGUAUUAGAUUAAAAUUAAAACGCUGUAAUUCCAGACGAACAUGACACAAGAUAUUCAAAACCACAA
Messenger RNA from Hemiscyllium ocellatum (epaulette shark), 4064 nucleotides. RefSeq names its product phospholipase D2-like. The coding region runs from base 307 to 3204 and encodes 965 amino acids. Gene Ontology annotation, molecular function: phosphatidylinositol binding; D-type glycerophospholipase activity. Gene Ontology annotation, biological process: cell motility; intracellular signal transduction; phosphatidic acid biosynthetic process. The transcript is spliced from 25 exons. NCBI's taxonomy places the organism in Eukaryota, Metazoa, Chordata, Chondrichthyes, Orectolobiformes, Hemiscylliidae. The record is from RefSeq and is a predicted model, not a curated record.